UCGAUGGAGAAUAUUUCAGCAGCAACUGAAUUUUUUCUUGUGGGCUUAACAGAUGCCCCAGAACUUCAGAUCCCAUUAUUUAUCAUUUUCACUCUCAUCUACUUGAUCACACUGAUUGGGAACCUUGGGAUGAUCAUGCUGAUUCUCUUGGACUCCCGACUCCACACUCCCAUGUACUUUUUCCUCAGUAACCUCUCCCUGGUGGACUGUGUUUAUGCCUCAGCUGUCACUCCCAAGGUAAUAGAAGGGUUUCUCACAAGAAAUAAGAUCAUAUCCUACAAAGCAUGCGCUGCCCAGAUGUUCUUCUUUGCAGCCUUUGCUACUAUUGAAAGUUUCAUCCUGGCCUCAAUGGCCUUUGACCGGCAUGCAGCAGUGUGCAAACCCCUGCAUUACACCAGCACCAUGACAAGUAUCGCAUGUGUCCUAAUGGUUUCUGUCGCCUACAUUUGUGGGAUCCUGCAGUCCUGCAUUCAUGUUGCCUUUACUUUCCAGCUCUCCUUCUGUCAUUCCCAUGUCAUUAACCACUUUUUCUGUGACAUUCCUCCCUUGCUUGCUAUUUCUUGUUCUGAUAUCUAUAAAAAUGAGAUCACCCUCUUUACAUUAGCAUCAUUUGAUGUUGCUUUCAGUCUCUUUGUUAUCUUGAACUCUUACCUGCUUAUUUUUGUUGCAAUCCUGAAGAUGCACUCAGCUGAGGGCCGAAAGAAGGCUUUCUCCACCUGUGCUUCCCACAUCACCACUGUUUCCAUCUUCUUUGGGACAAUCAUUUUCAUGUACUUACAGCCAAGCUCUAGUCACUCCAUGGACACUGACAAGGUGGCUUCUGUCUUCUACACCAUGAUUAUACCCAUGCUUAACCCUCUUGUCUACAGCCUGAGAAAUAAAGAGGUCAAGAAUGCAUUCCAGAAACUCAUUGGAAAAACAAAGUCUGCAUUUGUCUCAGACAGAUAA
Messenger RNA from Acomys russatus (golden spiny mouse), 948 nucleotides. RefSeq names its product olfactory receptor 5B12-like. Gene Ontology annotation, molecular function: G protein-coupled receptor activity; odorant binding; olfactory receptor activity. The record is from RefSeq and is a predicted model, not a curated record. Gene Ontology annotation, biological process: sensory perception of smell; G protein-coupled receptor signaling pathway. The coding region runs from base 4 to 948 and encodes 314 amino acids. The transcript has a single exon. NCBI's taxonomy places the organism in Eukaryota, Metazoa, Chordata, Mammalia, Rodentia, Muridae. Gene Ontology annotation, cellular component: membrane.